UCGCGUAAGCUUGUGUGCGGGGGCGUGCGCGUAUACGCGGGAGGAGGGAUCUGUCUCUCGGAGACCCACACCCGAGCACCAGACGGAGCAUCAUUGAACGGACUGACUGAAGGAUGUGGAUCCCACUGGGCGUGUAAAAAGAAGAUAUGAGCGACAUACCCGUCUUUUUGUCUUUGACACACUGGGAUUUUUUGCCUUCUAGUGUGGACACGUAGCGGCAAUGGAGCGUCGAGCCAACGCGUGAGAGCUGAUACCAUUUAUGCUAAUUUUCGGGCGAUUGAGACGAUAGGAUGGCAUGCUAUGCUUAUUUAUUUUCGCUGAAGAAAUGAUCAUGAUGUCGCGCUGAAUGUUGUGUUAAUGAGAAGAAAACAUAUGGUGACACAAAGCUAGUAAGCAGGAAGGUUUUGUUUGUAUUUAAAUUUAUUGUCAUUGUGUGACUUGAAACAACAAGAGGCCAGCCAUGUCAAAGAAUAAGAGCAGCGAGUCGGUUAAGGUGGUUGUUCGAUGUCGACCUCUGAACCGAAAAGAGGAAUCCAACGGUCCUUCUGGGGGGAUCGUGCAGAUGGACCUGCGACUAGGACAGGUGAUCCUCAGGAAUCCUCGAGCAUCACACAGUGAACCCCAGAAAACGUUUACAUUCGAUGCUGUUUACGAUGCCAGUUCCAAACAACGGGAUCUGUACGAUGAGAGCGUCAGGCCUCUCAUAGAUUCUGUGCUAGCUGGGUUCAAUGGGACCAUAUUUGCUUAUGGACAGACCGGAACAGGGAAGACCUACACCAUGCAAGGGAUGUGGUUGGACCCAGAGAAACGCGGUGUGAUACCCAACGCUUUUGACCAUAUCUUUACGCACAUCUCACGCUCGCAGUCUGAUAAGCAGUACCUGGUCCGGGCGUCUUACCUCGAGAUCUAUCGUGAGGAGAUCCGUGAUCUGAUGGAUCCCAACCACGCCACCGCCCGGGGACUGGAGCUUAGAGAGAGUCCGGAAACUGGAGUCUAUGUCCCGGACCUCACUUCUUGUGUCUGCAAGAGCAUCAAGGAGAUAGAAGAGGUGAUGAAUGUGGGAAACCAAGCCAGGGCUGUUGCGGCCACCGACAUGAACGAGUAUUCAUCCAGGUCCCACGCCUUAUUUCUGAUCACGGUGGAGUGUGGCCAACCUGGUCCGGAUGGGAGAAAGCACAUCCGGGUGGGGCGCCUCAACCUGGUGGAUCUGGCCGGCAGUGAGCGGCAGGCCAAGACAGGCGUCCAGGGGGAACGCCUGAAGGAAGCGGCAAAAAUCAACCUUUCUCUGUCCGCAUUAGGGAACGUGAUAUCUGCGCUUGCAGAUGGCCGCAGUGGCCACGUGCCGUACCGGGACUCGAAGCUGACCCGUCUUUUGCAAGACUCACUGGGCGGUAACGCCAAGACCGUCAUGGUGGCCACUCUAGGCCCUGCUCCUCAACACUACGACGAAACUCUCACCACUCUUCGCUACGCAAACCGAGCCAAGAACAUCCAGAACCAGCCUCGAGUCAAUGAGGACCCCAAAGACGCCCUCCUCCGAGAAUUUCAAAGUGAGAUUGCUCGGCUCAGAGCUCAGCUCAACCACAGGAAGUGGAGAAGCAAGCAGAAGAAGGAGCGGCUGGACGAUGACGGCUCAGAUGCAGAUGGGGAUGAAGACACCGAGUGUGAAGAGGAGGAGGAGGUGGAGAAGAACGCCGAGGAGUAUGUCAAGCGAGAAGAGCAGCGUCUGGAGAGGGAGAAGGAGGCCAUCAGAGGAGAUCGAUCACUCCUGGCUGAUGAGAAGCAGAGGCUGCUUGGCGAGAAGGAGAGGAUGAUGGGAGAUCUUCGCAAAGAGCAGGAAGCCACUGAGCAACUCACUGCCAAGUACAAGGCAAUGGAGAGCAAGCUGUUGGUCGGCGGAAAGAACAUCACAGACCACACCAAUGAGCAGCAGAAGAUGCUGGAGAUGAAAAGGCAGGAAAUUGCCGAGCAGUUCCGCAAUGAGAGAGAGAUGCAGCAGCAGAUGAUGGUCCAGGACGACGAGACGCUGGAGCUGAGGGAGACUUUUACUUCUCUUCAGCAAGAGGUUGAAGCCAAAACCAAGAAACUCAAGAAGUUGUACGCCAAGCUCCAGUGCAUCAAAGCUGAGAUCCAGGAUGUAAAUGACGAGCAUGUGAGGAGCCGUCAGGAGCUGGAGCAAACACAAAAUGAGCUCACUCGAGAGCUCAAGUUCAAGUAUUUAAUCAUUGAGAACUUCAUCCCUCCAGAGGAGAAGAAUAAGAUCAUGAGCAGAAUGACUUUUGACACCGAAGAAGAUCAGUGGAAAUUCCAGCCUCUGGUUCCUGCUGAGAGCAAACCCCUGCAGAUGAAAAAAAGGCCAACCUCUGCCGUUGGAUACAAAAGACCAAUCAGCCAGUAUGCCAGGGUUGCCAUAACAAUGGGCACUAAUAACAGAUUCCGGGCUGAGAACAUUAUGUUUCUGGAGCUGGACAUGAACCCACCAAACACUGCCUCACUGGCUCGCUUAAGGGACCUGAACCAAAGCUUUCCUGUGGACAACUUUCCUACCAAUGACAGCGGCGUUCACAAAUCUAACUCCUGGUGUCAAAACCAGAAGUCUCUCACUUCUUCCUCUUCUAACGUUUCCCUUUCGGCUUGUACCACUGCCAUGUCUGCAUCGGCGCAGUGAAAUGCCGAAGCUUUAGCAGGGUGUGUUUUUAUUGUUAUUUAUUUUGCUGCGGAAUUUGGUGCUGCGACAUACAACAACACCUCUGGAGCAACACAAACAAAUGGUAAGUUACAAAGCUCAUCAAAAGAAACAAAUUUAACCUUUGUUGCAUGUGAGGGAGCAAAGACAGUCGGAAAUGUGUGUCUGUGUGUGUGUGUGUGUUUGUGUGUCACCAAAGUGGCUUCUAUCCUGUAUAUGAGUGUACAUAUUUAAUGUUUUUGUGUCUUUAAGGGUUCAAAUGAAAUGUCAUGAAUAUGCAUUCUCACAAGGAAGUAAUGUCCACGUGUCAUUUUUCUUCAUUCACUGCAAAAUAUAUUCAGUGGGUCAAUUAAAGAUAGUCACAAUGCGUAAUUAUGCCUUAACAUUGAACGAAAGAAAAAAUUAUAGGUCGAGUCACACAUUUUUACACACUUCAUGAGACUGGCAUGUGACCAAAAAUUUGAUUUAACAUAUUUAUUUCAGAUCAAGACUUCAUAGAAAUUCAGGCAAAACUACUGGCAAAAAGUUGAAGGAAAAUAAUGUUAUAUAAAUCCAGUACUGUACUAUAUUAUUAUUCGAAAAUAGAAUAUUUAUAUCUAAAAAUAAUGAACUCUUAUAAUUAUCUGUAUUUCAGUGAGUGCCCUUAUAAGGGUUCCAACAAGCCUAACAAAAACAAACCAAACUAGAUUUUGAUCUAUGCUAAUACAAUAAUAUUUCCAUUGGUUUUAACCAUUUGCAGUGGAGAUCACAAUCAGAGCAAGUAAUUGACCCGCUUUUGUUUCGCAAGGCCUAUUGAGGCUUCACCCAAUUUCACAUUCAUGAAGGUUCCAUGCAGUUUACCUUUAAUGAGGGAGGAAUGGAAAUUAAUAUUGUUGAUAUGAAAUGAUUGUGGUGCCGUGUGUGGUGCAAAUGCAAACAUUUGCUCCUUAAUAUUGCAUUAGUAAAUGAAUGAAUUUUGAUUUUGAAUAUCAGAGUGAGUCAAGUAAAACUAUUCGUCAGGGUAGAUUUUUUUUCACGAGUGACACAUUUCUGUCCAUUUGUUCUAUUUCAUGCAUCUGUACCAUUUACGUUAGUGUUGAUGGUAAAGGCAGGGUGAAUGUGAUUUAGGACAAAAAAAAAUGUGAAUAAAUAUGUCUUUGUACAUUGUCUCUGUGUACAGUAUAAACCUUGUAAUACACGUGUCAAUUAAGUCCUUGUCAAAUAUUAUAUGACGAUGAGAGAGCUGUGUGGGGGAGGAAGGAAGUGACAUACCGAUGGGG
Molecule: messenger RNA, 3945 nt
Organism: Syngnathus acus (greater pipefish)
Lineage: Eukaryota; Metazoa; Chordata; Actinopteri; Syngnathiformes; Syngnathidae
Product: kinesin-like protein KIF3C
Exons: 8
Coding region: 461-2668 (735 amino acids)
Biological process (GO): microtubule-based movement
Molecular function (GO): microtubule motor activity; microtubule binding; ATP binding
Source: RefSeq, a predicted model, not a curated record